Octopus sinensis (East Asian common octopus) is the source of this 2400-nucleotide messenger RNA. Its product is annotated as adenosine 3'-phospho 5'-phosphosulfate transporter 1. Bases 291 to 1628 code for a protein of 445 amino acids. The transcript has 3 exons. The record is from RefSeq and is a predicted model, not a curated record. Gene Ontology annotation, cellular component: endoplasmic reticulum membrane; Golgi membrane. Gene Ontology annotation, molecular function: 3'-phosphoadenosine 5'-phosphosulfate transmembrane transporter activity. Gene Ontology annotation, biological process: transmembrane transport. NCBI's taxonomy places the organism in Eukaryota, Metazoa, Mollusca, Cephalopoda, Octopoda, Octopodidae.
UGUUUCAUUCUUUCAUUUCCUGUCAAGUUUAUAUCAUUUGACCAGGAAAAGUUCGUAAGGCUUUAAAAACAAGACAUCGGAACUCUUCGUUUAAAAUUAUCACUUAAUACCGUCAUAGAAUCUAUCAACAUUGUUAUCAUCAUCAUCAUCGCCAUCACUCUCUCCGUUAGCAACACAACGAUUCCAGCUACAAAUUGGAAGACGUCACUUCGUCGCUAUAUUUGCAUGGAUUUUGCUGACGCUGAUUAUACACUCGUCCAUUGUUUACUAUAUAGCUUUGUGUUACUCGCAUGAUGAAAAUAACCAGCCGCAUACUUGCCAUAGCUAUGCUGCUCUAUGUUCUUAUAAUACUAAUCUCAACUCAAAUAAUCCAUGCUGUCACAAGUGAAAGCACAGUUGAAACUUUCAACUCUUUCUAUGACUUUUGGUUAUUCCGGCUGUUUUUGAACCUGCUUGGUUAUGCUACUUUGUUUGUGCCAGCAGCAAUUCUUAUCCGUUACUUUAAGAGAAAUGGUUACAAGAAUAAACCAGUGACUGGGAUUUUUUCACGUGCAAUAAAAUUGUGUAUUUUUGGCAAUGAAAUUGAACCUGAUGUUGAAGAUGCUAGCUCAACCACAAAGGAAAAUGUUCCAGAAGAGAAGCACUCUAAUUAUUGGAAGACAGUUAUCCUUCUAUUUUGUUUUGCUGGCCUACAAGGUUCUUAUCUGACAUGGGGUAUUUUACAAGAACGGAUCAUGACCUUUCAAUAUGGAAAGACAGAAACAACACCUGGCGAAUACUUCAAAAAUUCCACUUUCCUUGUUUUCUUGAACCGCAUUUCAGCUUUCAUUAUUGCCCUAAUAGUCAUCACAUUACAGACCCAACCAAGACUUACAGCACCUCUUUACAAGUGUUCAUACAGUUCUUUUUCCAACAUUAUGAGCAGCUGGUGUCAAUAUGAAGCACUGAAAUUUGUCAGCUUCCCAACACAAGUUCUUGCAAAAGCUUCUAAGAUUAUACCAGUGAUGCUGAUGGGAAAGUUAAUCUCAAAAAAAUCAUAUGAAUUUUAUGAAUAUCUGUCCGCUGCAAUGAUAUCAAUUGGAGUAAGUAUUUUCUUGCUGACUAGUCAAGAUGUUACAAAACACAAGGAUUCUGUAACAAACUUCUCUGGAGUAUUGUUACUUGUUGGCUAUAUGGGGUUUGACAGCUUUACUGCAAAUUGGCAAGGUGCUUUGUUCACUCAGUAUAAAAUGUCCUCAUCCCAGAUGAUGGCUAGCGUCAAUUUAUUCUCUUGUCUUUUUACUGUUGUAGCUCUUAUUGAACAAGGAGGCUUUGUUGAGUCAGUAGCCUUCAUGACUAAAUAUCCGACUUUUAUAUUUCAUGCAGUUAUUUUAAGUUUAUGCUCUGCAUUCGGUCAACUCUUUAUAUUUUAUACAAUUUCAAAAUUCGGACCUGUGACUUUUACAAUCAUAAUGACUCUGCGCCAAGCCUUUGCCAUCUUCCUCUCUUGUAUUAUUUAUGGACAUCCCAUCACACUACUUGGAAUAAUUGGUGUGGCUGUGGUAUUCUUUGCACUGUUUCUAAGAAUUUAUUGCAAUCAACGGAAAAAAGCACUUGCUUCUCGGCGUCAUUCUAAUAAUGAAAGAUAAAGAAAGGUAAAAGAGUGCAAAUAUGAGACUGAACAAGAUGCAAAGACAGAUGAGACUAUUUUUCAUUUGUAAAAUUUGUGUUUUUUAUUAUUAUUAUUAUGUUUUAAAAAUAGUGAUAGACUUGUCAUUGAUUGUUGGUUAAUGUUGGAGUGUCAAGAUUACACAAUGGUCCAAACAUGCUGCAUUGGCCCUAAACUCAGUCUUGGCUGCGUCAUUUAUUUUAAGCAUUUAUUGUGGACUGUUUUCAUUUAGUUGGUCAUAUUCACUUGGUGACAUAAGGGAUGAGGUUUAUCUUGUUAUUGCGGGGAGGUAUAUAAUUUGGAUUCAUUUAUUGUCCACAUUUUGGGUAUCUCUUGUUGCAAAUCAUUGUAUUUGCUUGUUCCCCCUUUUCCUACUUAUAUAUAUAUAUGUAUACAUAAGAUAUUAGAAUGUUAUUGUAAAAGUACAAGAACAUUGUUUUUAUUUGGCAGAUUUUGUUUGUCAAUCUUCCAUGACAAUGUGGUAUGGCAUUUUAGCAACUGAAGUUCUCUGAAAUUAUUAGAAUUAUUGCAGAACUUGGUUCAUUGAGCAAGGUUGGUCGCUGCUAAUGUGAGCUGUGACUGUCAUUUAUCACUGACACGUAUGCCUUGUACCCUUGCAUAUUGUCCAGUGUACCAAUUAUUGCUAUUACUGCUAGUAGCACCAUUGUUGUUUUUAGUUUCUGCUUUACUUUUUUUUUCUUCACAAAUCAAAAUAUCCUUUUGAGGGUAUGAGCCUUUUAUUUCCCAAAUUG